AGGAAUGAGGGAGGAGGGGCGUGGCUUGCCCCUCGCCACGUGAUGCAGGCGCCCGCGGGCACGCCCCUUUCCCCGCCUCCCCGUCACGUGACUAGGGGGCGGUCGCGGCCGCGUUGGGUUAGUUGUCAGUGUGUGUGGCGGCGGUGGUGGUGGAGACUCAGAGUUCUACCUUGUAAAUACUGUUAUUUGUAUAUACUGUAAAUGAUGACAUCAGUGGGCACUAACCGGGCCCGGGGAAGCUGGGAGCAGACGCAGACGCAGAACCAGGCACAGCACAAGCAGCGGCCACAGGCUACUGCAGAGCAAAUCCGGCUUGCACAGAUGAUCUCGGACCACAACGAUGCCGACUUUGAGGAGAAGGUGAAACAGCUGAUUGACAUCACAGGCAAGAACCAGGAUGAGUGUGUGAUCGCCCUACACGACUGCAACGGAGACGUCAACAGAGCCAUCAAUGUCCUGUUGGAGGGCAAUCCGGACACGCACUCCUGGGAGAUGGUGGGGAAGAAGAAGGGUGUUUCUGGACAAAAGGACAGCGGACAGACAGAGCCCAGCGAAGAAGGCAAAGAGAACCGAGAGCGGGAGAGAGACUUCAGCCGGCGGCGUGGCGGCCUCCCGAGACGGGGCCGGGGGACUAGCCGUGGAAGAGAGUUCCGGGGCCAGGAGAACGGCUUGGAUGGUGGGAAGGCAGGCGGAUCUUCCGGAAGAGGCACAGAGAGAGGGCGACGGGGGCGUGGGCGAGGCAGAGGUGGAUCUGGAAGGCGGGGAGGAAGGUUUUCGGCCCAGGGCAUGGGGACUUUCAACCCUGCGGACUACGCUGAGCCCACCAGCACGGAGGAGGGCUAUGGAAACAGCACCAGCAACACGUGGAACAAUACGGGGAGCUUCGAGCCGGACGACGGGACGAGAGUUGAUUACAUUAGGGGUGAGGGGUCAAAUUAUCCCCGAAAAUUUGGCACUGCUCCUGGUACGAGAAAUCCAGGUGCGUGGAGGACAGCAACGGAGGAAUGGGGGACCGAGGACUGGAAUGAAGAUCUAUCGGAGACCAAGAUCUUCACUGCCUCCAGCGUCUCCUCGGUGCCUCUGCCGGCAGAAAACGUGACCAUCACGGCUGGACAGAGAAUCGACCUUGCGGUGCUGUUAGGAAAGACCCCUUCUUCCGUGGAGAACGAGUCUCCCAACCUGGAUGCCCCGCAGGCCCCAGCGCUCAGCCAGCCUCUGGUGUUCAGCAAUUCCAAGCAGAGUGCGCUGUCUCAGCCGACUUCAGGGAACAACACCUUCUCCCACCAUGGCAUGGUCAGCGUGCUGGGGAAGGGGUUCAGCGAUGUCGGUGAGACCAAAAGCGGCGGAGGGGCGGGCGCCGCCGCCGCCGCCGCCACCACAACCACCACCGGUUCGCAGUUCCUGGAGCAGUUCAAGACGGCCCAGGCUUUGGCUCAGCUGGCCGCCCAGCACCCCCCGCCCGCUGGGAGCAGCAGCACAGCCCCUUCCUGGGACAUCGGCUCCACGGCCCCAUCCUCCUCUCUCGUGCAGUACGAUCCGAAGAGCCCGUCGGACUCGGCGGUGCACAGCCCGUUUGCCAAGCGCCAGGCCUUCCCAGCCGCCUCCGCCAUGAUGGAGGUGUUCCUGCACGACAAGCCGCCUGUGGCGACGGCCUCCGUCACCGCCCCGCCGCCUCCAUCCUCCCCGCUGGCCAGCAAAACCAACCCGGUCCCCCAGAUGUCCCCGGGCUCCUCCGACAACCAGUCCUCCAGUCCCCAGCCGGCCCAGCAGAAGUUGAAGCAACAUAAGAAGAAGGCGUCCUUGACAUCAAAGAUUCCCGCCCUGGCCGUGGAGAUGCCUGCCUCGGCAGAUAUCUCGGGACUCAACUUGCAGUUUGGGGCGUUGCAGUUCGGCUCGGAGCCGGUUCUCUCGGAGUACGAGCCGGCGCCUGCCACGAGCGCCACGGUGAGCCAGCCUCCCAGCAGCCUCUACACAAGCACUGCAAGCGACUCUCUGUCCACGAUUUCGUCCAACAAGAGCCAGGAGUCUGGUUUCCAGAGUGGCACCAUGCCUACAGCAACGUAUACCUCCCAGAACAGCGCUCAGGGACCACUGUAUGAGCAGAGAUCCACCCAGACCCGGCGGUAUCCAAACUCCAUUUCCUCCUCUCCCCAGAAAGACUUGACCCAGGCUAAGAACGGCUUCAGCUCUGUACCGCCCACGCAGUUGCAAACCACACAGACGGCUGAAGGCUCUGCCGGCCCCACGGUGAAAUCCGACUCCCCCUCUGCCUCCAGCAUCGCUGCCCCUCUCAACGAUCCGGUAUCGGCAGCCUCUCUGCUUACCACGGCCACGCAGCACUCGUCGGCGCUCAGCAGCCUGAACCACGCUGAGGAACUCCCCAGCACAGCCACCACGCAACAUAGCAGCACGUUACCCGCCCAGCAGAACAGCCUCUCCUCGUCCACUUCCUCUGGCCGCACGUCCACUUCCACCCUCUUGCACACCAGUGUGGAGAGCGAAGCCGGGCUGCCUUCUUCCGCAAGCACUUUCUCCACCUCCUCCAGCACGGUCUCGGCCGCCCCGCCCGUGGCCAGCGCCGCCUCCAGCCUGAGCAGCGUCAGCAGCCUGGGCCUCAGCCUGGGCAGCAACUCCACCGUGACGGCCACCACGCGGAGCUCCGUGGCCACGACGUCAGGGAAGGCGCCUCCCAACCUGCCCCCCGGUGUGCCCCCGUUGCUGCCGAACCCAUACAUCAUGGCCCCGGGGCUGCUGCACGCCUACCCGCCCCAAGUUUACGGCUACGAUGACUUGCAGAUGCUUCAGACAAGGUUCCCCUUGGACUAUUACAGCAUCCCCUUCCCCACACCGACCACCCCGCUGACUGGAAGGGACGCAAGCCUGAGCAGCAACCCUUACUCUGGUGACCUCACGAAGUUCGGCCGUGGCGACGCCUCGUCCCCCGCGCCGGCGACCACCCUGGCCCAACCCCAGCAGAACCAGACGCAGACCCACCACACCGCCCAGCAGACCUUCCUGAACCCGGCCCUGCCGCCAGGCUAUAGCUACACCAGCCUGCCCUACUACACCGGAGUGCCAGGGUUGCCCAGCACCUUCCAGUACGGGCCCGCUGUGUUCCCCGUGGCUCCUACCUCUUCCAAGCAGCAUAGCGUGAAUGUCAGCGUCAACGCCUCGGCCACCCCCUUCCAGCAGCCCAGUGGCUAUGGCUCCCACGGAUACAGCACCGGUGUAUCGGUAACCUCCAGUAAUACAGGAGUGCCAGACAUCUCCGGCUCGGUCUACUCCAAGACGCAGCAGCAGUCCUUCGAGAAGCAGGGCUUUCACACUGGCACCCCGGCCGCCUCGUUCAACUUGCCCUCGGCGCUGGGCAGCGGCGGCCCCAUCAACCCGGCCACGGCCGCAGCGUAUCCGCCGGCCCCCUUCAUGCACAUCCUGACGCCCCAUCAGCAGCCGCACUCCCAAAUCUUGCAUCACCACCUGCAGCAGGAUGGGCAGAGCGGCACGGGCCAGCGCAACCAGGGGAGUUCCAUCCCGCAGAAAUCGCAGGCAAACAAGUCCACCUACAACAGCUACAACUGGGGCGCCAACUGAGAGAGCUCCGAGGCGGCUCCACACUUCAGCCAAGAGACGGACGGACACGGCGGCCACCUAACCAAGAAGGAAGGACACCCCACCCCCCCGGGGGGAAGCGCUCCCCUGCCCUCGGCACGGCCCUGCAGCCCCGGCUGGGCUCGGCAUUCUCCCCCUUGCCACCUCUCCCUUCCCCACCUAUUGUAUGUAAUAUAGACUUUGUAUCUCUUAUUUUUCUCUCUUUUCUUUCUCUCUCUCUUCUCUUUCUCUGCAUUCAUUCAGAUUACAGCCGUUCAGCCGUAGGGGCCUUUUUUUUUCUACUCCUUUACUCCGCCCCACCCUCCCCUCCCCUCCAGAAAAGUACCUCCUGGCGGACCCAAAGGAGUCACCACCUGGAAUCCCCUCCGCCCGCCCCCCCCUACAAUGCCCCCCCUUUAUUAUUAGGAAUAAGCGCAGUAAUUGAUAUGAUCCGCAUUGUAAGAUUAAUUAGUUGAAGUGUUUUUUUGUACUGUGUUCUAAAUUUAAUGGAUAAAUGUGUCUUGUAUAUAAAAACGAAAACCCCACUUGG
This is a messenger RNA of Hemicordylus capensis (graceful crag lizard), 4138 nucleotides long. RefSeq names its product ubiquitin associated protein 2 like (gene UBAP2L). The transcript is spliced from 28 exons. The record is from RefSeq and is a predicted model, not a curated record. Gene Ontology annotation, cellular component: cytoplasm; nucleus. The coding region runs from base 202 to 3591 and encodes 1129 amino acids. NCBI's taxonomy places the organism in Eukaryota, Metazoa, Chordata, Lepidosauria, Squamata, Cordylidae. Gene Ontology annotation, molecular function: protein binding.